AUGACUGCCGCGGGCGUGAACGCCGUGCAGCGCGCCCUGACGCCACAAUGGGCGAAUUACUUGAUCUCCACCCUCGAUCUUGCCCCCAUUACGGGCGAAGAGGACAUCAACAUUCUUGGCCUCACUGUCAAGAUCGGCUACACCGUGGCGAACAUCAGCAUUCGCAACGUCACCUUCGACCAAGACACGCUGUCCAUUGUGCCGGGCAGCGGGCUGAACUUUAGCGUGGCCGACGGUGGCGCCAAGAUCGCAGCCAACUUUGCCUACGGCAUCCCCAACCCGCUCGUCAACCUCAACGGCACAGGCACCGCCAAAAUUGCUGUGAGCAAGCUCAGCGUGCAACUGCAGUUGGGCGCCACGGCCGAUCAGAAGGGCUACCCGGUGAUCUCUUGUCCGAGUGUCUCGGUCGUUUUGGGCAAGUUCGACACCUCGAUCUCCUCCGACUCUACGAUUCUCGAUGUCAUCGUGCGCUUCUUCCUGUAUCUCUUCAACGGCACCAUCAGGACGCAGAUCCAGGACACGAUCACCGCGACUGUUCGCGACAAGCUGAAUGGAGAGGUCAAUGAGCUGAUUCACAACCAGUCACUGCACAUUGGCCUCCCGCCCAACGGGAGCCAGGCCGUCAUCGACGUCUCCCUGCCCUCGUCUCCCGUCUUCGCGCCCGGCUAUUUCCUCAUUCCCGUGAAGGGCGAGGUGUUCCUUGCUUCGGGCCUGCACUCGAACUACACUCCGACUCCCAUACCCGCCCUGGCGACCAACCAAAUGCUGCAGCUUUCCGUGGGACAGUACCUCUUCGACACUGCCGGGUGGGCGUACUACAAGUCGGGCCUGUUGACCUACCUCAUCACCAACAGCGACCUGCCCGCAUGGCUGCCCUUCAAGAUGAACACGGCCACCUUCUCCUUCAUUCUGCCCAACCUCUACAAGCUCUACCCCAACUGGGACAUGAACAUUGACUUUCUCGUAUCGAAGCCCAUCACCUUCAACAUCGACACCUCGAGCAAGACUGAAGGAAUGGCGGUCAACAUGGUGGGCGAUAUGGCGGUGAACGUGAUCGCCCCGAACGGCAGCUGGGUAAACGUGUUCGAUCUCGAGACCACAUUCGAGCUCAAGUUCGAGCUCUACUUCGGCAACGGAUCCCAGGCUGUGCAUGGCAAGUUCUACAUCGCAUCUUUCACCACCGUCAUCAAGUCGUCGCAAAUCGGCACUUUCGAUGUGUCCGUGAUCAACUUCUUCUUGGAUGCGCUGUUCGACAACGUGCUCCUCUACCCUGUCAACGAGUACCUGAGACUUAACCCUCUCUUCACAUUCCCGACUCUUGCCGGUUUCCACUACGUGAACCCGACGCUGGUGUACAGCAAGGACUACGUCACCCUCUCCGCCGACUUCGCUGUCUCGCCGCAACUCGCCCGCUCUCUCUAG
Acanthamoeba castellanii str. Neff is the source of this 1422-nucleotide messenger RNA. Its product is annotated as LBP / BPI / CETP family, Cterminal domain containing protein. The record is from RefSeq and is a predicted model, not a curated record. The transcript has 13 exons. Lineage: Eukaryota; Discosea; Longamoebia; Acanthamoebidae. Gene Ontology annotation, molecular function: lipid binding. Bases 1 to 1422 code for a protein of 473 amino acids.